This is a messenger RNA of Carcharodon carcharias (great white shark), 2237 nucleotides long. Its product is annotated as complement C1s subcomponent-like. Bases 1 to 2067 code for a protein of 688 amino acids. Gene Ontology annotation, cellular component: extracellular region. The transcript has 11 exons. Gene Ontology annotation, molecular function: calcium ion binding; serine-type endopeptidase activity. Gene Ontology annotation, biological process: proteolysis; complement activation. Lineage: Eukaryota; Metazoa; Chordata; Chondrichthyes; Lamniformes; Lamnidae. The record is from RefSeq and is a predicted model, not a curated record.
AUGUACGAACAUACGAAGGUGAUUCUCUCUCUCCUCCUCCUGCCUCCUGUUUCCUGCACCAUCUCGCUGAAAGGGUUGCAAGGCCAGCUCACCUCUCUCGAUUAUCCCCAGGGUUAUGCCAAUGAUCUGCAGCAGAGCUGGGAGAUCGAAGUCCCUAGGGGUUAUGGCAUCAAACUCUCCUUCACCCACAUUGAUAUUGAACCAUCUCCUGACUGUGCCUACGAUCAUGUACAGAUCUUUUGUGAUGAAAUUCUUCAUCCUCUAAUCUGUGGCAGCAAUAGUAGAGAGGGGAAACAAUUCCAAUUCCCCCAGGAGUACUACACCACUGGAAAAUGGAUGAGAGUGACGUUUGUAUCGGAUUUCUCCAAUGAGGAACGCUAUACUGGAUUUGCAGCCUAUUAUACAGCUGUUGAUAUCAAUGAAUGUGAGGAGGAGGAUCCUUGUAGUCAUUACUGCAACAACUAUAUUGGAGGAUUUCAUUGCUCCUGUCGACCAGGCUACUUCUUGCAAGAAAACCAAAGAACCUGUGGAGUGAACUGCAGUGGGGAAGUAUUGACUAGCUUCAAGGGCGUUAUCACCAGCCCCAAUUAUCCCAAACCUUACGCAGAGAACUCCCAGUGCCAGUACAGAAUCCAGAUCGAGCAAGGCUUCGAGGUGAUCCUGGAAUUUGCAGAGGAUUUUGACGUGGAAGGGGACCCUUCAAUCGGUUGCACAUCUGAUGUCUUAAAGGUCACAUCUGGAGCAAAGAAAUAUGGCCCUUUCUGUGGAGACCAAGCACCUGUUGUAAAAGGACAUCUGUCAAAUGUGGUGGAGAUAACUUUCGAUACCGAUGGCCAUGGACAGAAGAAAGGGUGGAAGAUAAUUUACAGAUCAACUGCUAAACAAUGUUCCACUGAUAUCUUGGAGCAUAGCAUUAUUCAGCCAAAGAAAGUGGAAUAUGAUUAUAAAGAUUCUGUGCAGCUGCAUUGUGAGUCCGGGUUUGAACUCUACGAUAUACAGAGAAGUGAGCACAUCAGUUCUGCAUUGGUGCAUUGCCAGAAAGAUGGGAGCUGGAACAGCAACUUGUACAUCUGCAUGCCUGUGGACUGCGGACCUCCCACAAAACUGAUGAACGGACAUGAGAACUUCAUAAGCACAGUUUACACAUCCCAGAACCAGUACAGCUGUGAAGAGCCAUACUAUAAACUUGAAGGAAACGCUGUCUUUAACUGCUCGGAAGAAGCUGAAUGGAUAGAUGCCACGAGUGGGCAACUGACCCUGCCAAAGUGCAAACCAGUCUGUGGGAAUUGCCUACUCUCCUCCAAAACUGGCCGCAUUUUUGGUGGCCAGCAAGCAAAACCGGGCUAUUUCCCCUGGCAACUGCGGUUGGUCACCACCAGGGGUGAGAUGGGUGGCGGAGCCCUGAUCUCUGACAGAUGGGUGCUGACCGCCGCUCACCUCUUUGACAACUCGCUCCAGGUGGAAAUCCACGGUGGAUUGGUUGAUCUAAGAAGAAGAUCGCCAGAAGGUGAGCUCCCCAUGGAAUUGGCCAUCAUCCAUCCCAGCUACAGGAAGCAAGUUGAGGACGGACAGCCUAAUUUCAAUCAUGACAUUGCACUGAUCAAGCUCCGAGAGAAGGUCAAACUGAGAUCCAAUUUGGCCCCCGUGUGCCUGCCUGGACCAGGAGGGGCAUCUCUGCCGGACGAUGGUACAUUGGGUUAUAUUUCAGGGUGGGGUAGGAUGGAAAAGAGGAAACUUGCCGUGAUUCUACAGUAUGCUGAGGUACCCAUCGUCAGCAUGGAUGAGUGUAAGAAUUCCAACUACGAUGGACCGAAGCCUGUUUUCACCCCUAACAUGAUCUGCGCUGGACUACCAGGCGUUGACUCCUGCCAAGGGGAUAGUGGGGGCCCCUAUGUGUUCAUAGACCUUCAGAACCCCAGUCGCCACGUUGUCAGGGGGAUCGUGUCAUUUGGACCCCAGGAAUGCGGCAAUUAUGGGGUGUACACCCAUGUGGGGAACUAUGUGGACUGGAUUGAGACAACCAUGAAGGAACACGAGGACAGGGAGACCGACUUGGAAGUCAUAUAACUGUAUUAAUACAUUGUGAUAUUGGUCACAAUAAAAUAUAAUCUGCCUGUUUACCAUAUUCUCUCCUCUUUCUCCCUCUGCCCUGUUCCCCUCAUUCUGAAAAGAAUUAUGUUUUGUUUCUUUCCCUCUCUAUCUCAAAUGUAAACUUGAUUUAAAAGAGCUAUGAAAUA